AUUUCUAAACUAAAGAGAUCGUAGGAGCGAAAAUAUAUAAGUGAAUUUUGGGGGCUGUGACUGCAACCGAGUCUUUAAUUGGGAAUGGCGGUUGAUUGAGAAUUGUGAUAGAUUUGGGGCAAAUAUGAGAAACAGGGAAAAUCCCUUCCCCGCCCCGCCCCUGUGUUUGUUUCCUUUUCCCUCCAAGCUAACCUCGCGAUAAUGGAAGCCGACCCAUGGGAAGCUCUUGACCUUGACGAUUCUGAUCUCCCGUCUCUUCUCCGCCCUUGUAAGCAGCUCCGCUCCGCCUCCGCCCCCGCCCCCGGUCCUUCUCCAUCCGCAUUGCCCGAGGAAAACCGCCGCCAACAACAAUUACAGCCUUCCACAUCUUGCCGCCGCGCUAUUCCUGGCCCAGCAGGAGCAAUUCAAGCCGCGAUGCUUCGGAAGAAUCUCGACCGUGCCAAUAAAGCCUUUUCCAACACUCGAGAUGAUUGUGCUCAGGACUUCGAUGGGGUGACUUCCACUCAAGACUACAUACGGAGAGCGGUAGAAGACACUGCGGAAUUUGAUGAUGAUUUUACUCGCCAUCCUUGGAUUUCCGCCCUCCAAUUCCUCGGCGCUGAAAAUGGUGUUGUUCCAUGUACGCCGAUCAGCUCUAUGAAGGAAUGCCUUAAUGUUGGCCGCAUUGCUCAGGUUGUGGCUGUGAUUAAGUCAUGCACACCUAAUGGUCUCGGGGGUCUGAUUGUAUCACUAAAGGAUCCCACAGGUACAAUUGGUGCUAGUAUUCAUCAUAAAGUGCUCUCUGGGAGUGAGUUCGGAAAAAACUUAAGCACCGGUGCAGUUUUAAUACUGCAGGAGGUUACUCUUUUUUCACCUGUGAGGUCAGCACACUAUCUCAAUGUGACACAGAGAAAUUUGGUAAAGGUAUUCUGCCACAACAAUGGCUCAACUUCGAAACUAAAUAACACCGCAUUUCCCCUUCGAUAUGCUGACCCUGGAAUUGAAUAUUGUGUAAAAGGCCAAAGAUCCUCCAAGAUUGGACACAAAGAAAGUGCAGGAAUGGGAGACAUUGAACAGAGACACAGCACAGGGGAGGCUGAGAAUGUGCACAAUCGUAGUGUUGUCAACAAGCAGAAUCUUCUCAAUAGAAGCAUUCAACCCCAUGCAGUCACCAAUGAUACAACUGCAGGCAGGAGAGGGAGUAUCAAUCUAAGGAAAGAAACCAGUAAUGUGAUACCCGAAGACAUGAUUGGAACCAGGAAUGCUGCCAACCACCCAGAGUCGGCAAAUCUCAGUCUCAAAGAAGCGAAGGGAGGUGGUUUGGAAUGCCCUGUAAUGGACAACACCAAUAAUACAAGUAACUCUGUCCCAAGACACAGUUGUGAAGAAAUUCAAGUAAAUGAAGCUCAGAGGCAGCCUGUGAUAUUGAAAUCCUCUCUGCCACAGUGGACAGAUGAACAACUGGAUCAACUUUUUGACGAAGAUGAAAGCUCCAGCUUGUUUUAAUGGUGGUGUUUGGAAGGAUGAACAAGAAUUAUAGAACUUUGAGGAUGUUCAAACUUGUAAAGCACAUUAUAUCAAAAAGAUGCUUUACACAGACAAUAUGUGAAUCUAUACAGAAAUCAGCUGCAAAUCCAACUCUUAUAAAUAUUUGAUGGUC
Molecule: messenger RNA, 1639 nt
Organism: Andrographis paniculata
Lineage: Eukaryota; Viridiplantae; Streptophyta; Magnoliopsida; Lamiales; Acanthaceae
Exons: 7
Coding region: 202-1485 (427 amino acids)
Biological process (GO): recombinational repair
Source: RefSeq, a predicted model, not a curated record